Gallus gallus (chicken) is the source of this 4300-nucleotide messenger RNA. It is a transcript of the gene MCM6, whose product is annotated as minichromosome maintenance complex component 6. NCBI's taxonomy places the organism in Eukaryota, Metazoa, Chordata, Aves, Galliformes, Phasianidae. The record is from RefSeq and is marked validated. Gene Ontology annotation, biological process: mitotic DNA replication; DNA replication initiation; double-strand break repair via break-induced replication. The coding region runs from base 84 to 2561 and encodes 825 amino acids. Gene Ontology annotation, cellular component: nucleus; MCM complex. Gene Ontology annotation, molecular function: single-stranded DNA binding; single-stranded 3'-5' DNA helicase activity; ATP binding. The transcript is spliced from 17 exons.
GCGGUCGCCCAUUCGCCGGCGCGGCUGCGGCGCGAAGGGUGGCAGGCGGGGCGAGGGCCGGGAGCGAGGCGGCAGCGAGAGCGAUGGAUCUGGCGGUGGCGGUCGGCGGCGCGGGUGCGGCACAGCAGCACCAACAGCUGCGCGAUGAGGUGGCCGAGAAGUGCCAGAAGCUGUUCCAAGACUUCCUCGAGGAAUUCCAGAACUGCGAUGGGGAGGUCAAAUACCUGCGUGAUGCUGAAGAGCUGAUCCGGCCGGAGCGGAACACACUGACUGUGAGCUUUGUGGAUUUGGAGCAGUUCAAUCAGCAGCUCUCUACCACCAUUCAGGAGGAAUUUUACAGGGUUUACCCUUAUCUUUGCCGAGCAGUAAGGACUUUCGCUAGAGACCAUGGAAAUGUUCCUGCAAGCAAGGACUUCUAUGUUGCAUUUCAGGAUCUGCCUACCAGACACAAGAUUCGAGAACUGACAUCAGCCAAAAUUGGCUCGCUGUUGCGUAUCAGUGGGCAGGUGGUACGUACCCACCCAGUGCAUCCAGAGCUUGUCAGUGGAACCUUCCUAUGCCUAGACUGCCAGACAGUGAUUAAGGAUGUGGAACAGCAAUUUAAGUACACACAGCCAAACAUCUGCAGAAACCCAGUCUGUGCCAACAGAAGGAGAUUCCUGCUGGACACAAACAAAUCAAGAUUCGUUGACUUCCAAAAGGUUCGCAUUCAAGAGACGCAGGCUGAGCUGCCCCGAGGCAGCAUUCCUCGAAGCGUGGAAGUGAUCUUGCGUGCAGAAGCAGUGGAAUCUGCUCAGGCAGGUGACAAAUGUGACUUCACAGGAUCACUGAUUGUUGUGCCUGAUGUGGCUCAGCUGUCAACACCAGGAGUACGUGCAGAAACCGGCUCACGGGUUAGUGGGACGGAGGGCUAUGAAACCGAAGGAAUCCGGGGACUUCGUGCCCUUGGAGUCAGAGAGCUGUCCUACAAACUGGUCUUUUUAGCCUGUUACGUUGCACCAACAAAUCCACGGUUUGGUGGAAAAGAGCUUCGAGAUGAAGAACAGACUGCAGAAAGCAUUAAAAACCAAAUGACGGUGAAAGAGUGGGAAAAGGUGUUUGAAAUGAGCCAAGAUAAAAAUCUCUAUCACAAUCUGUGUACCAGCCUCUUCCCCACUAUCCAUGGUAAUGACGAAGUGAAACGUGGUGUCCUGCUGAUGCUUUUUGGAGGAGUUCCUAAGACCACUUCAGAGGGCACUUCACUGCGUGGGGACAUCAAUGUUUGUGUUGUUGGUGAUCCGAGUACAGCCAAGAGUCAAUUUCUAAAGCAUGUGGAUGAAUUCAGUCCUCGUGCUGUGUACACCAGUGGGAAAGCCUCCAGUGCUGCUGGUCUAACAGCAGCUGUUGUAAAAGAUGAAGAGUCACAUGAAUUUGUCAUUGAAGCUGGAGCACUGAUGUUGGCAGAUAAUGGUGUGUGUUGCAUUGAUGAAUUUGACAAAAUGGACGUGCGGGAUCAAGUAGCCAUUCAUGAAGCAAUGGAGCAGCAGACUAUAUCCAUUACUAAAGCUGGAGUAAAGGCUACCCUGAAUGCCAGAACCUCCAUUUUGGCUGCGGCAAACCCAGUGGGAGGGCGCUAUGACAGAUCGAAGUCAUUGAAACAGAAUAUAAACCUGUCAGCUCCCAUCAUGUCUCGGUUUGAUCUCUUCUUCAUCCUUGUGGAUGAAUGUAACGAGGUCACAGAUUAUGCCAUUGCCAGACGCAUAGUGGAUCUGCAUGCCAGAGUAGAAGAAUCUGUAGAUCGUGUCUAUUCAUUAGAUGAUAUCAGAAGGUACCUGCUGUUUGCGAGACAGUUUAAACCAAAGAUAUCUAAAGAGUCUGAGGACUUCAUAGUGGAGCAGUAUAAACGCCUUCGGCAGCGUGACAGCUCUGGAGUGACAAAGUCAUCCUGGAGGAUCACAGUGCGGCAGCUGGAAAGCAUGAUUCGCUUGUCUGAAGCUAUGGCCCGUAUGCACUGCUGUGAUGAGGUUCAUCCAAAACAUGUGAAGGAAGCUUUCAGGCUUUUAAAUAAAUCCAUCAUUAGAGUUGAGACACCUGAUAUCAAUCUAGACCAAGAUGAUGAGCAGGAAAUGGAGUACCAAGAAGACCAAGAUGGAGUCAAUGGUGAAGCAGAAGCUCCAGCUGGGGUCAAUGGUCUUGUGAAUGGGAUAGGUGGCCAUUCUGAGGAUGUGAACAAGGACGCAGCACCAAAAGCUUCUCUUAGACUGGGCUUCUCUGAGUACCGGCGAAUUUCUAAUCUUCUUGUCCUGCACCUCAGAAAAGCAGAGGAAGAAGAGGAUGAUUCAUCGUUAAAGAAAAGCGAACUUAUUAAUUGGUAUCUGAAGGAAAUUGAAUCUGAAAUUGAAUCAGAAGAAGAACUAAUAAACAAAAAGAAGAUCAUUGAGAAAGUCAUUCACCGACUUACACGCUAUGACCACAUUCUGAUUGAACUGUCCCAGUCAGGCCUGAGGGGUUCCAAAGAAGAGGAGACUUUUGAUGAAGACCCUUACCUGGUUGUCAACCCCAACUAUAUACUGGAGGACUAAGGGCUGAGAACUGGACUGUAGGACUGAAUAGUGACAUGUUGGAAAAUGCAUUCUUAGUGCAUUCUUGCAAUGGUUGCUGUAUAGCUAACGAAUCUGUACCAAUGCUUUAUUUUGGAACGCACCAAUAUUCAAUUAGUGAUGUAUGGUUGAUCACACACACUGAGCAUACUUGGAAAGUUUUUAAAGAAAUAACAUCUGUGAGUUUAAUUACUACUUCUGGGUUUCGCCAUCGUCACCCAGAUGCAGAGGAGACUCAUGCAGUCACUUUUUAGUGUCAAGUGAAGUAGGCACUUCUGUUUUAAAUGAGAGGAAUUUUCUUAUAUUCAUUAUUGUUUUAUUGUAUUUGGUAGACUUUUUAUGCUAUGGGCUUUUAUUGCUUUUCUUACUAACGUAAAUAAAAGACCAUUAAAUGUUUGGGGGUGGAUUUGUUGUUACUAGUAUGUGGGGUGUUAUUUUCUAUGACUCUGCUUUGAGACUGAAAAAUUAGUGAUCUAAACCCUUUGUAUCUUAACAAAGAUUAAAUUUCUUGGAUGAUAGAUGCUGUUUUAGGAAGUAUUUAAAUGCCAGUAACAAAUAAUGACAACUGAUAAAUUCUUUUUCUUUCUAGAUAUAAUAAAGCUGUGCAUGCUCCUGUUGCAAAAUUAGAACAGAAAAUUUAGAAUAGUUGAGCCCAAAGCAAGGCUUUUAGCUCAGGAUGGCCAUACCCUCCCAGCUAGAGGAAUGUCUUGACUCGUAAGUGACUUGAACAGUGCUAUCAUUUGUGAGGGAUUUUUAAGAGUGCAUGAGUGAAUGUUUACAGAUAAUUGUAUUAGAAAAUUUUACUUAAAUUUAUAUUGAUCUCAGUUAUGUGCUGUAUAGUAUUGGAUUAUUACAUUAUCUUAGAAGACAAAUAUUCAAGUUUUUUUAAUUCUUAUCAACCUGAUACCAGCACCUGUGAAAGAUCUGUAAAAGCUCAAAGAAUACCAUGAUAUUUUAAGUAUAGGUAGUGUAGACUAACUGCUUUUAAGUGAGAUCCAGAAAUGAAGCUUGUUUGUAAACUGUUACCACUUUCUUGCUAGUCUCUACUACCUUUGGGAUUGAUGGGGAAUUAGCUCAGAACUCAACUGCCAUUGCUGGACCUCUCCUUAGUGAGUUAGUACACAGAGUGCAUCUGCAGAACCACAUCCAACCCGAAGAAGCUCUGGGCACUUCUGUGUCUGAAGCCCAAGGGACUUUUGUCAGCAAGGUCUUGUGAUUUCCCAGCUGUCCCGGUACCUCUCUCACACAUUACAAGACUUUCCUGCCAUGGGCAUGCAGUCUUCCCUAGGGGUAUGUCAGGAUGGCAUAGGGAGGAAUUUUUGUAUGUGAUCUUUCCAUUAAUAGUUUCUAAUGAGAUUAAACUGUAAUUUAAGGUGGAAAAAUGUAUAUUUAUAUUCGUUUAGAAAGAUAAAAAUGUCUGUAAAAUCUGAAUUUCCAGCUUAAGUUUUUGCACUCCAGAAUAAGGAAUUUUAUAAUUUAUUUCGAAAUCAACUUUUCAAACCAGAGCAUAAAUAUAUUGGCCAAAUUUUAUCAGUAUUCAUAUAUUUUAAUAAGGCCCUUUUUCUCCUUGGAUCCUUUUAGCAUGUUAAAAGCUACGGUCAACAUUUGGGUUUGUUAUUAUUACUGUCAUUUCAAGGCUCAGCCUUUUGGUUCCAACAAUUUGUUAACAGUUGAAUAUUGUACCAAACAAGAACAGAAUUUGAGAAAAGAUUCUAAGUUGA